Messenger RNA from Pogoniulus pusillus (Red-fronted tinkerbird), 1169 nucleotides. RefSeq names its product histone H3.3A. The transcript is spliced from 4 exons. Bases 140 to 550 code for a protein of 136 amino acids. Gene Ontology annotation, cellular component: nucleus; nucleosome. Lineage: Eukaryota; Metazoa; Chordata; Aves; Piciformes; Lybiidae. The record is from RefSeq and is a predicted model, not a curated record. Gene Ontology annotation, molecular function: DNA binding; structural constituent of chromatin; protein heterodimerization activity.
UUGUGCUCCGAGCCGCCGCCAGCAGCAGCAGCAGCCUCGGCUCCUCCUCGCGUCGGCCCUCCCUCCUCCCUCCUCCCUCCCGCACGGCAGCCGCGCUCGCCCAGCGGACGGGGUGUAAGGCAGCGACGUCGGCAGGAGCAUGGCCCGCACCAAGCAAACGGCCCGCAAGUCCACCGGCGGCAAGGCGCCCCGCAAGCAGCUCGCCACCAAAGCCGCCCGCAAGAGCGCGCCCUCUACUGGCGGGGUGAAGAAGCCGCAUCGCUACCGGCCAGGGACUGUGGCUCUCCGUGAGAUCCGGCGCUACCAAAAGUCCACCGAACUUCUGAUCCGCAAGCUUCCCUUCCAGCGCCUGGUGCGGGAAAUAGCUCAGGACUUCAAGACAGAUCUGCGCUUCCAGAGCGCCGCCAUCGGUGCUUUGCAGGAGGCAAGUGAAGCUUACUUGGUUGGCCUGUUUGAAGAUACCAACCUGUGUGCUAUCCAUGCCAAACGUGUCACAAUCAUGCCAAAAGAUAUCCAGCUAGCACGCCGCAUACGUGGGGAGCGUGCCUAAACUUCACUCUGAUGAGUUUUGUCAUUCUCCAAGCAAAAUCUUCUUCCUGUUAUUGGUAGUAAUGAACAUUAGAUAUUUUUUUUUCCAUGGGGGGUUAAAAGGUACCUAAGUAUAUGGUUGCAAAUGGCUUAAAAAAUAGGGGACAGAAUUGGAUAUUGGCAAGUUUUGGGGUUUGGUUUGGUUUGGUUUAUUUUUUCCUUUCCAUUUUCAUUUGUGUGUGGAUUUUUAAUAGAAACAAACAAACAAAAAAAAGGGGGCUCAUAAAUUCACAAUGUGGUGGGAAAAGAACAGCAAAAAAAAAAAAAGAAAUUUCAACAAUUCAACUUUAUAAAAAAAAAAAAGAUUUAAAACAAAAAAAAGCUAUAAAUAAAUCUGUCAAAUUUUUUUCUGGACAAUGUCAGCAUUUGGAUUUGUUUUGGAUUUUUGUUUUCUUUUUAAACAAGUAAAUUUCUUAUCAAUGGCAACUAAAUGGUGUUUGUAGCAUUUAUAUCAUACAGUAGAUUCCAUCCAUUCACUAUACUUUUCUAACUGAGUUGUCCUACAUGCAAGUACAUGUUUUAAUGUUGUCUGUCUUCUGUGCUGUUCCUGUAAGUUUGCUAUUAAAAUACAUUAAAUGAGA